AAUGGACACCACACACUGAUGAUCCGUGUGAAGUACAUAAAACUCUUUCACCCAAUUGUAUAUAUGUUACUGCUAAACUAAUACGACCUGCAGCUUCAUCUAUAAUUAUUGUAAAUGAAAAUUCAACAAGUACAACGUCAAAUAUGAAUUCAUCAACAGCAACUGGUCUCGAUCCAUUAAGAUCUACUGAGAUUGUAUUUACAGCUACAUACGAUCCUGCUUAUAACGAAAUACCAAAACGUCAUGCAUCAUUUAGCCUCUGGCCAACGGAGAAUUUACCAUCUGUCGAUGAUUUAGUUCGAGCAGGAUUUUUUUAUACUGGUACUAAAACUAUUGUGACUUGUUUUUAUUGUAAUGGAUCAUUACAAAAUUGGGGUCCAAAUGAUAAUCCAAUGAUUGAACAUGCUCGAUGGUUUCCACACUGUGCAUAUGCUAAACAACUUUGUGGUGAUGAUCUAUAUCGAAAAAUUCAAGAAUCAAAACGAGCCCAACAAGAAUGCGCUAGUACAAUAGACAACAGACAGUUACCAAUAUCUGAUGAAAGUACUCUAUCUGACCUUGUUAAACAGCGACUAGAUCUACCAAUUUCACGACGUUUAUUAGAUCAAAAAUUUGCAUUAUCUAUUAUCAAGCGAUGUUGGGAAGAUCAAUUACAAUUAAAACAAGAUGAUUUUAUAUCAGAGUGUGAUUUAUAUAUUGCUUGUUUAAUUCUUCAAAAACAAUACGAACAUAUUGAUGGUAAAAAAGAAAACAUUGUUAUACCAAGUAUAAGAAUGAAACAAAUCAGAAAACAGAAUGAAAUGCGUACUCAAGAACAAACAUUAGCGACAACUCAGUCGAUGACGAAUUCUACUGAUGCUGAUAUGACUACAUCAUCUCCAUCAUCAACAAAUGAUUCUAUAUCUUCACAAUCUUCAGUUGAUUCCACAACAAAAUCAAUAACACCUGCAAAUCAAAGCGAUAUAAAACCAGAUAAAUCAAUAUCUUCAACUAACACUGAACAGGAUCAAUCAGCUAAUUCAGCAUUAUCAAGUCCUUGUGUCCUUUGUUUAACAGAAGAGAAAACAUUAGCUUGCACACUUUUGGGACAAUUAGCAACAUGCGUACGAUGUGGUCACUUAGCAACAUUUUAA
Molecule: messenger RNA, 1133 nt
Organism: Adineta steineri
Lineage: Eukaryota; Metazoa; Rotifera; Eurotatoria; Adinetida; Adinetidae
Source: the annotation of a GenBank genome assembly